CUCUCCAGGGAGGAGUGAGCUAGUACGUGAUGUGGCUCUGCGAGCUUCCUGUCUACUGAGAACCGAGAGAAAGAUCCCCAUCUACCGUUACUGGAGUUCACUGAGUCUCCUGUCCCCGGAGUCGGACGGUUAAACCCCCACAGAUCGACCCAUCAUGGCGGUGAACCUGAGCAAAAACGGCCCGGCUCUUACCGCGGCCUAUAACGAGGUUGUGGAUGAGAAGUCUGAGACUAACUGGGCUCUCUUCACCUAUGAGGGAAACACAAAUGACAUCCGGCUGGCGGAGAAAGGAGAUGGUGGUUUGGAGGAGUUGUUCGAGGAGCUGAACAGUGGGAAGGUGAUGUAUGCUUUUUGCCGAGUUCAAGACCCCAACUCUGGCCUUCCCAAAUACGUCCUCAUCAACUGGACCGGUGAGGGCGUUAAAGACGCCAGAAAAGGCCAGUGUGCGAACCAUGUGAGCUCCAUGGCUAACUUUCUUAAGGGAGCUCACGUGACGAUAAAUGCACGAGGGGAGGAGGACGCGGAGCCUGACGCCAUCAUGCAGAAAGUGGCUAAAGCCUCAGGAGCCAACUACAGCUUUCACAAAGAGACCAAUCGCUUCAGAGACGCCGGGCCGCAGGGGCCUGUGGGAUCUGUUUACCAGAAGACUAACGCCAUGUCUGAAAUCAAGAGAACCAACAAAGACACUUUCUGGGCCCAAGCAGAGAAAGACGAGGAGAAGCGUCUCCAGGAGGAGAGGAGAAGGGCAUCGGAUGAGAGGCAGCGGCUGGAAAAAGAAAGGAAGGACCGAGAGGUGAAGGAGGCCGAGUUACGGGACAAGAAAGCCAAAGAGAGGGCGUCAGAGAUCGAUGAAGUCAGAAAGUACCAACAGAAGCAGGACGUGGAUAAUCAAGGCCAGCAGAAACAGCAGUGGGAGGAGGAGGAGAAGAAGCAGGCGCAGCAGAAACCCUUUAAACGUGGAGAGUCGGUGGAAAAAGCCAACGAAGCUGCGUCUCUCGUUUCCCAGCGCUCCGUUAAUCCCAGAGAAAUGUUCAAACAGAGAGAAAUGGGCAUCAACACUUCUAACAAAGACAACUCUCAACUCAGUCCAAAACCAGGGCGGUUGAACAGCCCUUUUCUGUCCAAGCAGUCAUGUGACCCAGAGCCAUUUCGCUCUCCUGUGCGUCAGGCCUCACCUUUACAAGCCAGAGAGGCCAGCUUUGAGGAACAACCCAGAUCUCAGUAUGUGGAACCAGAGGCAGAACCUGAGCCAGAGUAUGAAGAUGUACAAGCGGUCAGUGAUAAUUAUGAAAAGCCUGUAGAACAAAAGCAGCCACAAUAUGAAGCAGUAGUGGAACCAGAUGCCAUCUAUGAGGAACCACCACAGGUGGAGGAACCGAACACAACGUACGAGACGGCAGAAGAUCGCGGGGUCUGCGCCAGGGCUCUGUACGACUACCAAGCCGCUGAUGACACCGAGAUCUCGUUUGACCCGGAUGACAUCAUCACCGGCAUCGAGAUGAUCGACGAAGGCUGGUGGCGAGGAUACAGUCCGGAUGGACAUUUCGGGAUGUUCCCAGCAAACUACGUCGAAAUGAUCUAGCGCCGCUCAAUGUAUCCCCCUCAUCGGAGUCGCACCGCAGUGCAGAUCAGCGGCCCUCGAUGAGCCAAACGGGUCCCGUAUAUCUGAUUCGAAAGACUAAAACUAAAAUCAUGGACCAAAAGGGUGACGAUCACGUGACCAGGGAGGGGGGUAUUUAAACUGAGAUUGAUAUUUCAUACUGUAUUGGUAGAAGUGUCUUGUUCAUUUUAUUUCAAUUCAAGCCGUUAUAAUUUUAUAAAAACAAUACUCUGAUUUCACGUAUGCCCGAAAAAGCGACCACUUUAAAAUGGCUGUUCGUGCCGGAUUCCUGCAAAUCAGAUUAGUGCUUGUGGUGACAUUCCUGUGACUUGCAAAUAUCUUUUUAGAUUGAACCUUUUCUCCGUGUU
Molecule: messenger RNA, 1968 nt
Organism: Rhinichthys klamathensis goyatoka
Lineage: Eukaryota; Metazoa; Chordata; Actinopteri; Cypriniformes; Leuciscidae
Gene: dbnlb
Product: drebrin-like b
Exons: 15
Coding region: 155-1582 (475 amino acids)
Biological process (GO): positive regulation of axon extension; positive regulation of dendritic spine morphogenesis; postsynaptic actin cytoskeleton organization
Cellular component (GO): postsynaptic density; plasma membrane; cortical actin cytoskeleton
Molecular function (GO): actin filament binding
Source: RefSeq, a predicted model, not a curated record